AUGGGUCUCUGUGUUUCUGUUGCUCGAAACGACUGCGAUUCAUCGCCGACGGCUAAAAUCGUUACGGUUAACGGCGAUCUCCGGGAAUACGACGUCCCGGCGUUAGCGUCUCAGGUUCUCGAAGCGGAAUCGAUGGCUUCUUCUUCCUCCUCUUCGUCUCGGUCGUCUUCUUAUUUUCUCUGCAAUUCGGAUUCUCUCUAUUACGACGAUUUCAUCCCGGCGAUCGAAUCGGAUGAGAUUCUCCAGGCGGAUCAAAUCUAUUUCGUUCUCCCGAUCUCCAAACGUCAGUACCGCCUCACGGCCUCCGACAUGGCGGCUCUCGCGGUGAAAGCCAGCGUCGCGAUCGAGAAAGCCGCGGGAAAGAAAAAUCGCCGGCGUAAGAGCGGGAGGAUCUCGCCGGUGAUGAUGAUGAACAAGCCGAAUAAUAACGUCGUCGCUGUUAAUAACAGAAUUGCAGGCGAAACGAUGAUGAUGCAAAAAGGAAAAUUACCGAAUAGAACGACGCCGUUUAAGGCUACUGCCGGUUCUUCCCGGUCCGGUUCGGUUCGGAGAUUGAAAAGAUAUGCGUCUGGGCGAGCUCGGUUUGCGGUUCGAUCGUUUAGAAAACUCUCAACCAUAUACGAAGGAACAACAGUCGCUUAG
This is a messenger RNA of Microthlaspi erraticum, 642 nucleotides long. Lineage: Eukaryota; Viridiplantae; Streptophyta; Magnoliopsida; Brassicales; Brassicaceae. The record is from the annotation of a GenBank genome assembly.